AUGACUGGUCCAACUAUCAAAGAUGUGGAUUCUACCACCCGUGAACUAUCUCAACUCAUCAAAAAUCUUACCGAUCUACACACUCGUGAUGCAGCAGAUCGUAUGGCAGCUGCUCAACGUCAAGAUACCUUACUUGCUUCCUUGGUUAAAAUUUCUGAGGAAAACCAAGCUAAGUUUGACACACUUAUUCAAGUUAUAUCUAAAACACCACCAGAUCCACCUGAACCUCAUUCUGAAGAAGGUUCCAACAACAACCAUCGAAAGAAUAAUUUCAACACCUUCUCUAAAAUUCCUAAACUAGACUUCCCUAGAUUUACUGAAGCUGUUUGUAAUCGUUUUGAGGAUCUAGCAAAUGAUAAUUAUGUGGGUUGUUUCAACAAGUUAUCUCAGCUUACAUCUGUUGAAGAAUAUUUUGAGCAAUUUAAGCAGUUAAAAGCAUUAAUGUUGAGUAAAAAUCCUCACCUUACUGAAGACUACUUUGUGUUGAGCUUUAUUAGUGGGUUAAAGGACGUUUUGAAGAGCUCUGUGCAGAUGCAAAAACCUACCACCCUUGCUCAAGCAUUUUAUUUGGCUAGACUACAAGAGCUAGCUCUCUCAUCACAGUCCUCAACCUCAAAAACCAUUCCAUAUAAACCAACACCCACCACUUUCACUUACACUAAAUUUACACCAGCAAGAACACCUAUUGUUCCUUCCACAAUGAGUGCUUCUCCAUCUACACCUAUCUCUCAAAAUUCUACACCACCACCUAAAACCCCUUAUGUACCACCCAUUAGAAGACUCACUUAUGAGAAAAUGAGUAAAAGAAGAGCACAAGGCCUUUGUUUCAAUUGUGAUGAAAAAUACCAACUAGGCCAUACAUGUAAAUCCCAACAAUUAUUUAUGAUGGUAGCUGACCAUGAAGCAGGUGAUAUGGAGCCUUCACCUCCUCAAGCUCCUAGUGAAGAUCAACUGGUUGACUCAGAUAUAGAGAUUUCUCUCCAUGCCCUUACUGGCAGUGUCAAUCCUGACACCAUUAGGAUCCCAGGAUUCAUUAAGAAAAGAGCCAUCACUGUGCUAGAAGACACAGGAAGUACUCAUAGUUUCAUUGAUUCUUCUCUAGCAACUCAAUUGGGUUGUGAAGUUCAACCAACUGCUCACAUGUUGGUCACUGUGGCCAAUGGGGCUAAGACCACAAGUACUGGAAUCUGUCCACAACUACAGUGGACAAUGCAACAACAACAAUUUGCUACAUAUUUGAGAUUACUUUCCUUGGGAGGGUGUGAUAUAGUUUUGGGUGAUGAUUGGUUGAGAACUCGUGAUGUCACUUUUAAUCUGGCCAAGCUAUCUAUUUCUUUUCUUCAUAAAGGUCAAGCAAUUACUCUGCAAGGUACUUCCAAUAAACCAACACUCAUGCUACUUAGUGGUAAUGCUAUGAAAAUUUUUAUCAAGAAAAAUACUCCAGCUCUAGUGGGCCAAUUCUUUUCUAUUACAAUGACUCCUCCACCUUCUACAAUACCCACACCAAUUCAGGAGUUGCUCAACAACUUUUCUGAUGUUUUUGAGGAACCAACACAAUUACCACCACCAAGAAUUCUAGACCAUCAAAUCAAUCUUAAACCAGAUUCCCAACAUGUCAAUCUCAGACCCUAUAAAUUCCCUUAUAUCCACAAAAAGCUAAAUUCCAUAACUAUCAAAGAUAAGUUCCCUAUACCUGUUAUUGAUGAGUUAUUGGAUGAAUUACAUGGAGCCAUAAUAUUUACUAGGCUGGAUUUAAGGGCAGGGUAUCACCAAAUCAGGGUUGAUGCACCUGAUAUACAUAAGACAACCUUUAGAACCCAUCAUGGCCACUAUGAGUUCAAGGUUAUGCCAUUUGGCCUAACAAAUGCACCUGCCACCUUUCAGGCACUUAUGAACUCUGUAUUUGGUCCAUAUUUGAGAAAAUUUGUUCUUGUGUUCUUUGAUGACAUACUAAUCUAUAGCUCCAACAUCCAAGAACAUGUUCAACAUCUCUCCUUGGUUCUUUCCUUGCUCAGGGAACACAAGUUAUUUGUCAAAUUUUCUAAAUGUUGUUUUUCUCAAGAUUCCCUAGAGUACUUAGGCCACAUUAUUACUUCAAAUGGAGUGGCUGCUGAUCUUGAGAAGAUUGCUUGUAUGAAGUCUUGGCCUAUUCCUACUACUCUUAAACAGUUAAGAGGUUUCUUGGGCCUCACAGGCUAUUAUAGGAAGUUUGUGAAAGGCUAUGGUAAUAUCAGUAAAUCUCUCACAGACUUAUUAAAGAAUAAUCCAUUCUUGUGGUCUCCCUCAGCUGAAGAUGCUUUCAACACCCUUAAAAAUACUAUGUGCACCACUCCUGUCCUCGCCCUUCCUGACUUCACAAAAACUUUUUUAGUAGAAACUGAUGCAUGUUCUAGAGGCAUUGGUGUUGUUCUCAUUCAAGAUGGUAGAGCAAUUGCCUUCAACAGCGAACCUUUAGGGACAAAGGCUUUAAGGCUAUCCACUUAUGAAAAGGAGUUACUGGCUGUGGUUAAUGAAGUGACCAAAUGGAAACACUAUCUCACUGGUCACCACUUCAUCAUCCAUACCGACCAGCAGAGCAUUAGUGCUAUGGCCUUAUCUGCUCCAGCUUGGACUCAUGAUAUUAUCAAUAGUUACACCAAUGAUGCAGUGGCCUCUACUCUUAUUCCACAGAUCUUGGUUAACCCAUCUGCAGUCUCUAACUUCACAUACUUGGAGGGCAUUCUGAUUUUCAAGGGAAGAAUUUAUGUGGGUACCAACUCUAACUUGAGGCAACACAUCUUGCACUCUAUUCAUUCAUCUGCCAUUGGUGGUCACUUCGGUAUUCAUGGUAGUUAUGUUAGAGCUAAAACAUACUUUUACUGGAAAGACUUAAAUCAAGACAACUUGAUGUUGGUCAGCCAGUGUGAGACUUGCCAACAAAAAAAAUUUGAUCAUCAACACCCUGCUGGACUUUUACAGCCACUUCCAAUACCUACUCAGGCUUGGCAGCACAUUAGCAUGGAUUUCAUUGAGGGCCUUCCUAAGUCACAGAACAAAGAUGUUAUACUGCUUCAAUUGUUUCUGACAGAGACAAGUGGCUUCCAUUGGAUUCCAUUGGCUGAAUGGUGGUACAACACCAACUAUCACACCAGCUUGAAGACGUCUCCAUUCCAAGCACUAUAUGGGUAUGUACCACCUCAUUUGGCUUUUCCUACAACAUCUAAUACAUCUGUAGCUUCUGUGGAAGAAUAUUUACAAAUAAGAGAUGUUGUUUUGGACAUUCUCAAAGAGAAUUUGCAUAAGGCACAAGAAAGAAUGAAAAGAACAUAUAGGUCUUUCCUUGUGGGUGAUAUGGUUUACCUGAAGUUGCAGCCUUAUAGACAGACUUCUAUGACCCUGCGCAAGAACUUCAAGUUAUCUGCCAGAUAUUAUGGAACUUUUACUGUGAUUCAAAAAAUUGGUGAAGUCGAUUACAAACUACAACUGUCCCCACACUCCAAGAUACACCCAGUGUUCCAUGUGUCACAGUUGAAGAAGAAAAUAGGCGCUUCUGCAACUACUGUUCCUUCACUGCCAUUGGUGGAUUUAGAGGGUGAAAUCAUACUCAAACCAAUUGCCACCUUGGACUCCCGCCAGAUUUUUUGA
This is a messenger RNA of Papaver somniferum (opium poppy), 3624 nucleotides long. RefSeq lists its product as uncharacterized. The transcript is spliced from 6 exons. Gene Ontology annotation, molecular function: nucleic acid binding. The record is from RefSeq and is a predicted model, not a curated record. The coding region runs from base 1 to 3624 and encodes 1207 amino acids. Lineage: Eukaryota; Viridiplantae; Streptophyta; Magnoliopsida; Ranunculales; Papaveraceae.